Triticum dicoccoides is the source of this 1308-nucleotide messenger RNA. RefSeq lists its product as uncharacterized. The record is from RefSeq and is a predicted model, not a curated record. Lineage: Eukaryota; Viridiplantae; Streptophyta; Magnoliopsida; Poales; Poaceae. The transcript is spliced from 3 exons. The coding region runs from base 185 to 1105 and encodes 306 amino acids.
GCCAACGCAUUAUAUAAGGAGCAGACUUGCACAUACGCAUCAGUCCAUCGCAUUAGCCAUCGUCUACUCCGAAAAUCACUCCUUUUCCAAUCAGGAGAGCACGGUUCAUUGACGUGAAGACUUUCCAUUACUCCGGCGAGGUGCCGGAGACGUUGUUGAGUUCUUUGUCCUCUCUAGACCCGAGAUGGCAUCACCAAACAGAGCUUUGAACCCAUCAGUUAUUUCUGGGCUCCUGAACUCAAUUGAGCACCUCAAUGGGACUAACUUUCCUACCUGGAAGGAGCAGAUUUUGAUUAACCUUGGUGUCAUGGACCUUGAUUAUGCACUUAGGGAAAAAGCUCCAGUUCCUUUGUCCUCUCAUGAUGAAAACCUUGCUGAGAGAACUAAGGUUUAUGAGGCUAAUAAGGAGAAGUGGGAGCGCUCCAAUCGCUUGUCUAUCAUGAUCAUGAAAAGCACAAUUACUCUUGGGAUUAGGGGAGCAAUCCCUGAUUCUGAAUGUGCUAAGACUUAUCUAGCGUCGAUGGAGGAGCAAUUUAAAGGCUCAACAAAAGUCUACGCUAGUACGUUGAUCAUGAAAAUGCUCACCACUAAGUAUGAUGGUAAAAGCGGCGUGAGAGAACAUAUCAUGACUAUGAAUGAUAUGGCCGCAAAAUUAAAGGGCAUGGACAUGGAGAUUUCUGAGGGCUUUCUGGUUCACUUCAUUAUGACUCCUCUUCCUAUGGAGUAUGGUCCCUUCAAGAUUAAUUAUAAUACUCAGAAGGAGAAGUGGACCAUGAGUGAGCUCACAUCUAUGUGCGUUCAAGAAGAAGAACGGCUUAAGGUUGAAAGGAUAGAUUAUGCUCAUCUUACUUCCAUAAACUUAGGGAAAAGAAAGUCUCAGGGUGAUGGGAAACCUAAGAAGAAGAUGAACUUCUCUAAUAUUGAUGCAAGCAAGCUAGGGAACUCUGGCACCAAGGACAUCGCUACAGAGCCUAAGGGUCCUAAGUGUCGUUUCUGCAAGGAAGAUGGGCAUGUCAUGAAAGAAUGUGAUGGCUUUAAGGCAUGGCUUGCUAAGAAGGGGAUUCCAUUUCGUGAGGACACUGAAAAAGAUGGAUCAAAGCCUUAGAUUUCCAAGUGGCAAGGAGACUGAUGAACAAGGAUUAGUAUUUCUCCUUAAGUAUUGGUGAUCGUUCAUCCUCCGUCUUAAUAAUACUCUUAUGUUCCUAGCAUGAGGGACCUUAUUUUGUUUCUCUAUGAUAUGAUGGAUUUGUUAUUUUGCGAACAAAUAUUGUGUUAUUAAGAGUUGUCAUGAUGGUUCUGGUUGUGUUA